ACUAAGUAGCCAGGCAUGACUGGAUACCAGUCCGACCAGGUACCCAGUGGUGCACACCUAGUCUCGACACCUAAGAUUCGUGAUAGUGGAGAAGCAACUGAUUACCUGCAGCAAGCAAUGUCGUUUCACUUCGUAUGACUCUCCCUUUAGUCAUGGGAAAAAUAAUUUUUUUCGCAAAAAAGCCUUCCUCUCGUGAAGAAAAACCACCUCGAAAUUUCAAAAACUAAUAUCGGAUUCGGAUUCCUUGACCCCGAUUACCUUUGGUCAAACUUGAUUAAUUACACUAAUACAUGCCGACACGUGACUAAACAGUUGCAUCUCAUUACGCAUUGACGACCACAAACUCAUUUUAUUUUAUAUGACUCUUCCUUCGUCAGUAAAGAAAACAGAACAGAACCAGUAAAAAUGAAUCUAAAUUUUAACGAAGAAAAAAUCAUAAAAAGCGCAGCCUUAUUGUAUUUUUUUCCUUCAAAUCUACCAAUGCGUAUUAUUUUGUUGAAAACUUUAACGCGUUAAAAUACGUAGAAGUUUGCAACGAAAUAAAACACAUUCAUAAACUUUAACGACAACAAAAUCGUAAAAAGGCGCACUAUUGUUUGAUUUUUUUCAUCAAAAUUUAUCAAUGCGUUUUAUUUCGUGUAAGCUUUUAACGCGUUAAAAUGCGUUAAAAUUUGAACCGAAAUAAAAGGCAUUGAUAAGCUUUAACAAAAAAAACAUCUGAAAAAAGUGCAAUUUUUACGAUGAUUUUUUUGUUAAAUUUUUGCAGCAUUUGUAUGUGCUUUUUUUCGGUGUUUAUCUAAUUAACUGAAUAGCUCUUCAAGAGUCUAUUGACAUUAUAUUUACGCACAAGGGUUGACUAUUCUGUCGUUAUUUUUACACUGUAGGAUCUUCAAGGUGAGAGAGAAAAAGUUUCAAUCGAUGAACUCGGGCCAGACAGUUUUAUACAGUUGUAGUGGUUUUAUUGUGAAUCCACCCGUAAAUAUACGACAGUAACAGAUAAAAUCUCAUUCACUUUUUGAUUGAUGGAACCCUGAUUUAUGAAGUGUAGAUCCACUUAUUUCAGUAUAGUUUUAACUGCUGAUAGUAUGGUUAACGAUGAUUAUUCAAUAUCGUGUUCAGCUCCAUACUGAGUUCUUUUUAGAUGGAAUUUAUUUCUGCUCCAAAUCAAACAACGAAUUCGUUAAUUUCAAAACUGAAGAGCUUGCGCUUACCAUGUUUCGUCAUCAUCUUAUUAUUUAGUUUUGUCAUGAGUUACCCUUACUUGAACAAUUUCUACGGUCGCUACAUAUUGCCCAAAGGUGCUAUUAUGAAGCUGAAUGACAUACCAAAUGACAUGAAAACAAGAUUGAGUGCAUCCAGUUUGGAGUAUUUUGAUGACGUUAAUAGCAUUCCUGGCACAACUGGGCCAGGAAUCCCGAGGACAAUACGAUCAGUUCUAUCAACAAAAUAUGGCGGCGUGAAUACUAGCGCUACAAGGUCUUACGGUGCCGCGACAGGUAAUUGCAGUUUAUUAUAUAUGUGACAUUUAUUUGCGCAACUGUAGGUAAUAUUUUCACGACUUGUUUGAGAGUAAGGAAGGCUGUUUUGACCGGUUCUUGGUUUUUUUCGAAACCUCUGUUGCUGCUGCAAUCUCGUUUGGUGUUCUGACGCUUAUGAUGUCUUUUUAAAAACUGCUUUCUGUUUACAAAUGAUCAUAUGGAUGCUUGUAUGCACUCCUGCUGUUCUCAGAUGAUACGAGAUAACGAACAAAUAUUAUAAGAGAACAAUGACAGAAUUCAAAUGAAUGAUGAAAUACAUGAGGGAAAAUCUGGAAGAAAGGAGAAUAUUAACUCUGACUGGUUUUCUCCUUCUUCCUGCGUUCCACAAUCUGUUUCAGUGAAUUCAUAGUUCUCUUAUGAUCUGUGUUCCUUUUGACACACGAAUCAAUCGUAGCACAAAGGCAAACAAACAUGCACACAAUCAUUUUCAACAAGUAGCCAAUUGCAAGAAGACAUGUUUGAUAAUCAAAAUAGAGCUAAUGUACUUGUCCGUCAGGAAUAUAUUAUUUUGACUGCAGUUCUGACUGCUGAUGGAUAGGAAGGAAACGUUAAGAAAAAAAUCAGAAAAAUGACGGUACAAAUGUGUCCUCUAAUAAGUGAAACACAGAUGCAUUUUCUCUACAACAAAGAGUCUUUCAUUUUAGCCGUUAAACGAUUUGAAGAAGAGUGCGGUUGGAACUCAACUACCUCGAAUUUCGUCCAUCCUAACUGCACCAAUCAAUUUCAUUUCAUUCGAAAGGCACCACAAUUCAAUUUAAGUAACUAUUAUAAUGAGAUCGAUAUUGUAAUACCGUCCAUACGUGACCUUGACUUUCUUGAACAUUGGAAAUCUUUCUUUCAACAUUUUCAUCUGAUCAUCAUACAAGAUGGUGAUCCAGAUAAGUUUUUACGAAUUCCGAUAUGGGCUGACUAUGAACUGUACAAUAGACGCGAUAUAGAGGCGUCAUUGGGGAAAGACAAACAAUGGAUCAUUAGCUCGCAAGAUGCAUCGAUUCGAAACUUCGGCUUUCUUGUCUCGAAUAAAACUUUCAUUUACACAAUUGACGAUGACUGUUUGCCAGUUGAGAAUACCGACGGAAAUUACACCAAUGCCUUACAAAGACACAUUCAGAACCUUGUUACCAACUCAACUCCGUAUUUUUUCAAUACUCUGUAUGAUCCUUAUCGUGAAGGUUCCGAUUUUGUUCGUGGAUAUCCAUUUAGUUUGCGAAGAGGUGUACCAACCGCAAUUUCUCAUGGCAUUUGGCUUAAUGCUCCUGACUAUGAUGCGCCCACUCAAUUACUCAAGGUUGACGAACGUAAUACACUUCUCGCCGAUAUAACUAUAACGGUACCUGCUGGUGUUCUCUAUCCAAUGUGUUCUAUGAAUGUAGCUUUCAAUCGCAAGCUGAUUGGACCGGCUUUCAUGCAAGGUCUUAUGGGCUAUGGCAUGCCAUGGGGACGAUACGAUGAUAUGUUUGCUGGGUGGGCAAGUAAGGUGAUAGCAGAUCACCUGGGUCUUGGUGUCAAAACAGGAGCACCUUAUAUUCGACACAAUAAAGCUUCGAAUCCAUUCAACAACCUUAAGAAGGAAUACAUGGGACUGUUCUGGCAAGAAGAUGUUAUUGCUUUCUUUCAAAAUGUGCGAUUUUCAUCAUCUGCAAAAACUCCCCAAGCAUGCUACUUAGAAUUGGCUGAAAUGAUUCGUGAAAAUCUGAGCUAUUUAAAUGAAUACUUUAGUCGACUAGCUACAGCCAUGGAAAUUUGGAUUGAACAAUGGAAUCGAGCUCAAAAUGGUGAAAUUAGUUUUAGACCCAGUCGAAAAAAACGACGAAAUAGUGUUGAUAGUCCAUAUGCUGUACUAACUAUUUGUCGUAAUGAGCCCGGUUACUUACCCAUUUGGCUAAAAUACUAUCGCCGCUAUUUCGCCGGUGACGAUAUUUACAUUUUGGAUAACGAUAGUGACGAUGGAUCGACAUCAAAUCUGUCUGUGAAUGUUAUUCGUGUUCACUCCGAAAAAUAUUUUGAUCAUUAUUGGCUAGUUGGAACUGUUCAAAAUUAUACACGAAACGUACUCGAAAGUGGUUACAAAUACGUU
Molecule: messenger RNA, 3615 nt
Organism: Rotaria sp. Silwood2
Lineage: Eukaryota; Metazoa; Rotifera; Eurotatoria; Philodinida; Philodinidae
Source: the annotation of a GenBank genome assembly